UGUCUUCUAUAUUUCAUCGCCAUCUUAUAUUCUAACAUAACCUUCUUAUUCUCUCAACUUACUCCAUAAAUCCUACUCCCUGAAUUUCGUCACCAUUCAUAAUUUUAUCGAAUUCUCAUUAAGUUUUUCCUUUUUAUGUUACUACAAAUUUUGUCCAAAUGUUCUCAGCCUCUUCUUCUUCUUCUUCCCAUGCUCUUUACACCACCUUCAUUUUCCUCUUCCUUGCCAAUGAUAGUUUCGGAACCACGUUUACACUAGUGAACAAGUGCGAGUACACAAUCUGGCCCGGAAUCCUAUCCAACUCCGGCGUCUCGGGCCUCGGCACCACGGGCUUCGAGCUCGGCCCGCACGACUCCAGAUCCUUCCAGGCCCAACCGGGCUGGUCGGGCCGGUUUUGGGCCCGAACCGGCUGCUCGUUUGACCCCUCCACCGGGCAGGGCCAGUGUCUGACCGGCGACUGCGGAUCGGGCCAGGUCGAGUGCGGCGGAUCUGGGGCGGCUCCGCCGGCCACCCUGGCGGAAUUCACGGUGGGCUCCGGCGGGCCGGACUUCUACGACGUGAGCCUGGUCGACGGGUACAACCUGCCGGUGGUGGUGGAGCCGGAGGGCGGGUCGGGCCAGUGCGGGCUGACCGGGUGCGCGGCCGAUUUGGGCCGGUCCUGCCCGGAGGAGCUGCGGGCGGGCGGCGGGCGGGGUUGCCGGAGCGCGUGCGAGGCGUUUGGGUCGCCGGAGUACUGCUGCCGGGGGGAGUACGGGUCGCCGGAGACGUGCCGGCCGACGGCGUACUCGGAGGCGUUCAAGAGCGCGUGCCCGAGAGCGUACAGCUACGCGUAUGAUGACGCGUCGAGUACUUUCACGUGUAGCGGGGCGGACUAUACCAUUGUGUUCUGCCCCUCGCGCACUAGCCUGAAAUCUUCAAGAGACUCUAUAUCGUCCCAAAAUUCGCCGGAGGCCGCCAGUGGCACGGUGGACAACACCAAUUCUCCGGCGGAAGAAGAUGAUUUUCUUUCAUGGCUACCGGAUUUUGGCUCGGGUAUGUGUGGGAGUCAAAGGCUGAUGGAGCUUUCGCCAUUUCUGAAGAUACAUGGAAUGAGUCUGAAAUCAUAUUGUUUCGCCAUUUCUGAAGAUACAUGGAAUGAGUCUGAAAUCAUAUUGCAUCUCAGAGACGAAGCAAAAGAGUACUUGGAUGAGUAA
This is a messenger RNA of Striga asiatica, 1193 nucleotides long. Lineage: Eukaryota; Viridiplantae; Streptophyta; Magnoliopsida; Lamiales; Orobanchaceae. The record is from the annotation of a GenBank genome assembly.